UCUAUACCGCAGAAGCCAAGUUGAUAUAUAGUCUAUAACACAGCUAUUGGAUGUAGUUACUGGUACCGUAGCAUUCCAUGUUUUCUAGAUUCCUUCCUAAUACCUGGUAUACAGUAGUUACACCGGUACCUGGGUAUUACUAUCUGGAGUUACGGCCCGACAAUAAUGUAUCAAAGUUAUAGUACCCUACCCGCCAGGGUGUUUCCCAUUACCAUGCAGUACUAAAACUCGGUAUUUAGAGAUAUCCCGUCCGGGAGGCAUGGGUUCUCGAAUGAGGCUCCCAAAGGAUUUCAGUCAACGAUUACCCUAGGUACCCAGGUACCUCCUGAAGACGUUGGGGGAAGAAAACGGAACAUGCGUUGUAAUACUAGAUAUAACGAUAUACGGUAAAAUACUUGAUACCGUUUCAAGGUUCUAUAAAAUAGGGGUUAUACACCUAGGUACUUUAGAUCUUACAGUGCAAGAACAUAUCUCGAGGCGUUUAGGCAACCUUGUGCUUAUACCGUUCGAGAAGGUGGAUAUCAUCAAGCCCCUAGACGCGUAUGGAAUGGGUAGUAUGAGAGGUGCAGAGUUUCGAUCUUGGUUCUACCAGGCCUUCAAAGUUGACGUGCCAUUCUUGGACUUGCUAAACAGGACAACGACGUUAGCAGGACUAAGCGAACGAGUUGUUAAGGAAAUAGAGAGUAGAAAUGCUAACAGCGCAUGAUUCUCUAUUGUAUUCACAUUGAAACUAGAUAGGAAUAGAAUGGC
Molecule: messenger RNA, 750 nt
Organism: Hypoxylon fragiforme
Lineage: Eukaryota; Fungi; Ascomycota; Sordariomycetes; Xylariales; Hypoxylaceae
Exons: 3
Coding region: 548-706 (52 amino acids)
Source: RefSeq, a predicted model, not a curated record